Micromonas commoda is the source of this 411-nucleotide messenger RNA. RefSeq lists its product with no specific name. The record is from RefSeq and is a predicted model, not a curated record. Gene Ontology annotation, molecular function: DNA binding. The transcript has 2 exons. NCBI's taxonomy places the organism in Eukaryota, Viridiplantae, Chlorophyta, Mamiellophyceae, Mamiellales, Mamiellaceae. The coding region runs from base 1 to 411 and encodes 136 amino acids.
AUGGAUCCCACCGCCCCAUCCAUCACCUUCUUCGACAAGGACACCGGCAAGGGCCGGGCCACCUACAUCGGUAGCCUGCAGCCCGCGCGGAUGUUCCCGCCGACGGUUGGGAUCUGGUUCACGAACCAGGGCGACGAGGUAUGCGCCCGAAUCGACCCGCGUCGGUCCCGCGACACGCCGCGCCCUCGUCCCAUCCGAUGCCCGAGAAUUUGUCCUGAGAUUUGUUUCCCAACACACCCUCACUCGCGACGUCAGGUGUUCAAGAAGCUCAAGGCGUACUACGAAGAGGAGCCGUACCCGACCCAGGAACGGAUGGAGGAGCUGGCCGAGGAGUUCGGCGCGCCGGACUGGACCAAGAUUGAGAACUUCUUCAAGAAUAUGCAGCUGAAGCACCAGGAGCAGUUCCAGUGA